UCACAACUUCCGUUAUUGAUUGCCCCACGAGAUGAGUUACAUGACGAGCGCGUCGAUGCCGCGGCCGACGCCCUUGGCCGUGCUACCCACGCUUCGAGUGAGCAUUCCCAUCAUGAAGGCGAACGACGGCACGUCUCUCUUUGCGCUCAAGACCAAGCAGCAAGGAGCGACUGUACCUGCCUGUCCUCCGCCGCGUUCGAAUCCUCACAUCGACUCGCUGUACUCCAUGCUACCUCCAUCGCAACACCAGCGAUACCUUCUCAAGAAAAGCGGAGCAUCCCGCGCCAAGGACAAGGACACUCGAAGCAAGGCCCGUCCAGGGUUCCGCAAGGGCAAGUGGACCGACGAAGAAUCCAAGUUUGCCGAGCAGAUGGCGCACUACUUCAAAGAAGGACUGCUUCCGCUGGAGAAAGGAACGAUGCUGCGCAUGUACCUCGCGGAAAAGCUCAACUGCGAGCCCAUGCGCAUCACCAAGAAGUUUACGGGCGACGAGUGCAUCGGCAAGCAGAUCUUCCGUCCGAUGCCAUGGUCCCCAGCCGUCGAACAGCGCAUCCAAGACGCUAUAACCGAUCUCGAAAGGCUGGAGAAGGCAUACCUGGCGCGGAUCGAAGAGAUGCCCAUGCACUGCAUGAGCACCAAGAUCGUUCGCAUUCAUGACGACAAACCUACGAAACGCAGCGCCAAGAAAGCGAUCCAGCCGUCCAGUCCUGCCGACGACGCAGUCCUCCAUGACCAUCAUCACACGCACGACGCGGCGAGCUUGUUGCUCGGGUUCUUCCAUCAAACCCAAGUCAAGGACCAGUCCCCGAGCUUCAGCGACGACAGCCCGUCCUCGAUGGUGUUGUCUCCCAUUGAAGAAGACAAGGCGGUGUACAGGUCCAAGCGCAAGUUCUCCAUCUCGCAUUGCGUCGCCGAGUAUGAAAUGUACAUGCAGCGCCGCCCUCGGAUAGACUCGUUCAGUUUGGUCUCGUCCAACUAGCAACCAUAUUUACAGUCAUAGGUUCGUCUAAUACUUCCUCUGUUCCAGGUUAGUGGUGCGGUGCCAUUUGCAAGUUACAGUGACCCCAAAAAUCGAUAUCAUAACCAAUUUUAAAACAGUUUAUUGUGUUAGAAAGAGAAUAAAAUAAAAGAGGGAGUCCACAUUUGGAUGGACGUACC
Molecule: messenger RNA, 1158 nt
Organism: Aphanomyces astaci
Lineage: Eukaryota; Oomycota; Saprolegniomycetes; Saprolegniales; Verrucalvaceae
Exons: 1
Coding region: 32-979 (315 amino acids)
Source: RefSeq, a predicted model, not a curated record